Parnassius mnemosyne (clouded apollo) is the source of this 684-nucleotide messenger RNA. The record is from the annotation of a GenBank genome assembly. NCBI's taxonomy places the organism in Eukaryota, Metazoa, Arthropoda, Insecta, Lepidoptera, Papilionidae.
AUGUCCAAAUUCUGGGAACUAGAAGAAGUUCCACUAAAACGUCAUUUAAACCCCAAGGAGAAGGCAUUUGAAGCUCAUUUUAUUAAUCACACCCUUCGCCUGGAGUCAGGUAGAUUCUCUGUCAGUUUUCCCUUAAAAGAUUUACCAGACUGUUUGGGUGAAUCUUAUACUCUCGCCAAAAACCGCUUACUGACUUUAGAAAAACGAUUUAGAAAACAGCUAGACGUCAAACUACAAUACAUAAAUUUUAUACGAGAAUAUGAAGAAUUAGGACAUCUUACCGAAUCAACAAUUUCUAAACCAAAUCCUUCAUAUUUUCUAUGUCAUCAUGCUGUAUUUAAAAAUAGCAGUGAAUCAACAAAGAUCAGAGUGGUCUUUGAUGGUUCGGCUCCUACAUCAUCUGGUCAUUCCAUCAAUGACAUUCUUAUGGUAGGCCCAAAUUUACAAGAUAGUUUGUUUUCCAUUCUUAUCAGAGCACGUCAACAUAAAUAUCUCUUAACCGGCGACGUAAAAAAAAUGUAUCGGCAGAAUAGAAAUAUGCAACUGAUAUUAUGGAGGGAAGAUGAGUCUUUGCCUAUCAAAACUCUCAUUCUUAACACGGUUACAUAUUAUGGCAUGGCGAGUUCUAGCUACUUAAGCACACGAUGUCUUUGGCAACUAGGUGAAGAAUGCUCAGAUGAAUGA